Molecule: messenger RNA, 1006 nt
Organism: Manihot esculenta (cassava)
Lineage: Eukaryota; Viridiplantae; Streptophyta; Magnoliopsida; Malpighiales; Euphorbiaceae
Product: ethylene-responsive transcription factor ERF091
Exons: 1
Coding region: 1-795 (264 amino acids)
Biological process (GO): ethylene-activated signaling pathway; regulation of DNA-templated transcription
Molecular function (GO): DNA binding; DNA-binding transcription factor activity
Source: RefSeq, a predicted model, not a curated record
AUGACAAUCCAAAGUGAUCAUCAUCAUCAUCAUCUCCUAGAAGAUGUAUGGGCAAGUUUCAUUAAUGGAGGACAUGAAGGAGACAAGCAAACAAACAAUGCACAAGAGGAUUCCAAAUCAUGGAAAGAAUUGCCCAGUCUUGACAGAAGAGAAGGGUCGACGGAGAUCCUUCAAAGGUUACCGAGUUUAGGCCGGUGGAUGUCGAUGGGAGCCGACGCCUGGGAGGAGCUUCUUGCCGGAAUAGACGUCCCCGCUAGUGACAACACAGGUCCUGCUUCCAAUUAUACUUCAGAAAACAAAGACUCCAAAUUGAAUCCUGUCAAAAGAGAUCAUCAGCGAACAGCUCCAAGACACUACAGAGGCGUGAGGAGGCGACCAUGGGGGAAAUAUGCAGCAGAGAUAAGAGACUCAUCGAGAAAAGGAGCUCGAGUUUGGCUUGGGACUUUUGAUACAGCUGAGGAAGCAGCUUUAGCUUAUGACAAAGCUGCGUUAAGAAUCAGAGGACCAAAGGCACAUCUCAACUUCCCACUAGAGACAGUUGCUAAAGCCAUGGGCAUCAACGAGAACUUCAAUAAUAUUUCAUCGUCAACCUGUAAAGGAAGUGACAGUUCGUGUAAUAAUGUUUCAGGCCAUAGAAAGAGGGUUUCAAGAGACUGGGAAGAGAGGAUGAGUGAAGAUCAUGCAUCGAAGAGAAGGGCUUGUGUGGAAGAUCAGACGUUUGGGAAUGAGUUUGAUGUGUUAGAGUUUCAGGAUCUGGGCAGUGAUUAUUUGGACAAUUUGCUGUCUUCCUUGUGAUUCAGGUACUAAUAGACAACGAUGUUCGAUGUUAUCUACGUUGUUUUAUAGGUAAAAUACUUGUUUUUAUACGUAUCAUAUACAUACGGAUUGGGGUGGUCUGGGUUUAUUUGUAGUCGACAGGUUUAUAUACAAUUGGCUUUGAUUGAGUCUCAAACUGGAGACUCGUAGUUCUAGAAAUGUUUUUAAUGCUUUUUGGCUAAAAUUCUUA